Messenger RNA from Plectropomus leopardus (leopard coralgrouper), 908 nucleotides. It is a transcript of the gene cldn1, whose product is annotated as claudin 1. Lineage: Eukaryota; Metazoa; Chordata; Actinopteri; Perciformes; Serranidae. Gene Ontology annotation, molecular function: structural molecule activity. Gene Ontology annotation, cellular component: membrane; bicellular tight junction. The record is from RefSeq and is a predicted model, not a curated record.
UCCCCUCACUCCAGGCUAUUCAUGAGGAUGCACAGGUAACACAACACUGACAGCACUUUGGGAUCAGAUCCACCUCCCAAAACCUCAAGGAAUUAUAUCAAGAAACUUUGGGGGAUUUUUUUCAACCUUUUCCACUUUCAUCAAUCCUAAUAUUUAUCAAACAAUGGCCAAUGCAGGUCUACAGCUGCUUGGCUUCACGCUGGCCUUUGUGGGCUUCAUCGGCUCGAUAGCAUCCACAGUAAUGGUGGAAUGGAAAGCUUCGUCCUAUGCAGGAGACAACAUCAUCACAGCUCAGGCGUUGUUUGAGGGGCUGUGGAUGACCUGUGCAUCGCAGAGCACCGGUCAGGUUCAGUGUAAAAAGUAUGAUUCACUCCUCCAGCUACCAGGGAUUGUUCAGGGCACACGAGGGCUGAUGCUGGCCUCCAUCUUGCUGAGCUUCAUUGCGAUCUUGGUGGAGGUGGUGGGCAUGAGGUGCACAACCUGUAUGAGAGAUCAAACGGAGCAGAAGGACAAAGUGGCUCUAGCUGGAGGAGUUAUCUUCAUUUUCGCUGGUCUGCUCGCUCUGGUGGGAACAUCUUGGUAUGGUCACAGAAUAGCCAAGGACUUCUACGACCCAUUCACUCCCACUAAUUCCAGGUUUGAAUUUGGAAGUGCCCUGUUUGUUGGAUGGGCAGCUGCCUGUCUCAUCAUUAUAGGAGGAAGCUUCCUCUGCUGCAACUGCUCCAGCAAGGACUCAGGGAAAUCUCCACGCUACCCACCGUCCCGCUCUGCAGGCCGGCCCGACAAGGACUACGUCUAGGACAAUUACGCCAUCUCGGAUAGAAGAAUCUCAUCUUUAGAGGGAAUUUUUUGCCAUUCAGAUUUUUUCUUUUAACCCAUUUGGUAUAAAUCUGCUGAGGGUGUGACUG